Messenger RNA from Verruconis gallopava, 1810 nucleotides. RefSeq lists its product as uncharacterized. The record is from RefSeq and is a predicted model, not a curated record. Gene Ontology annotation, molecular function: transcription cis-regulatory region binding; DNA-binding transcription factor activity, RNA polymerase II-specific; zinc ion binding. The coding region runs from base 245 to 1618 and encodes 457 amino acids. Lineage: Eukaryota; Fungi; Ascomycota; Dothideomycetes; Venturiales; Sympoventuriaceae. Gene Ontology annotation, biological process: positive regulation of transcription by RNA polymerase II. The transcript is spliced from 3 exons. Gene Ontology annotation, cellular component: nucleus.
UGCUUGAAUAGAUAUAAAUCCAUUCCCUUGAAUACACGCGCGGCGCGAAUUCCGCAUGAGGUGUUUGACACCAAAGACCGUUCUGCUCAUACCAUCCAAGCUUGCAAUACACCGACAAAACAUGACUUUGGUGGCUAUUUGUUGCUAGGCAUGGCUUCUCUUUAAAGCAAAGCGCCGGUGUCUUCUCGUUACACCCGAGACGAGCCGACCAGAAUGCACUGAGAAGAGAUGUCCGGUCUUGAUUAUGGCAACCCGGAAAGCUUCAAAAGGAUGCUACAACUGCAUGAAAAGACGGAUCGUGUGUGACAAGAGAGAACCAAACUGUGCAAAAUGUCAGAAAAAAGGUCUCCAAUGCCCAGGGAUGGGAAUACGAUAUCGAUUCAAUGAAGGACUGGCUGCUCGUGGGAAGUUGAAAGGUAAAACGUUCAACUUGCAGUCUCCGGAUAUACCGACAGAAACCACAACGUCAAGAACCGCCGUGCCACUGCACCUCAAAUGGGUGGCUUGUGGAGGUGACAAUGUGACUGAAAAGCAAUCAAAUUCGCAAGUACGCUGCGAUGAUUCUACGGGCCAGGAAAACUCUUUGGAUGAAGUCUCCAGCUCCGGAACUGCGGAACUGUCUGGAACAGAGGGCUAUUCCAAUUGCAAUGCCUCGGCGGGGGACGUGUUUCAAUUCCUACCACUGGUUCCGUGCGUUGAACAAUUGGAUGCCAAGACACGAUUUCUUUUCAAUCAUUUUGCUGAUUACGUCUCUCCCGUGAUGAUCUUAACGGAUGGUAUCACAAAUGGCUAUCGUUACCAAAUUCUCCCGCUAGCAGUUGAAGAUGCGAUGGUUCAGAGAGCUGUAUGCGUUGCAGCAGCUUUUCAUCUCUCAAUUGAACAACCACAACUGCGACUACCCGCGGAGGCCGGACGAGCGGCGAUCAUAUCCAAAUUGAAAACAAAAGCUUUGAUCGGAGAGGUCGUUUCGCUCAGCACGUGGGCCACGCUUAUUCUGGUGUUCGUUGGAGAGCUUAUCGUUGGAAGCAACGAUAUCUUGACUGCUCACAAGAUGCUAACAAGUUUUAUGAAACUACGCGGCAGUACAGCUGACGGUUCGGGCCUUGCUUCGUUCUGUCAGCAACAAACGGAUAUCAUCAAUUUCUUCACAAUGCCGGCAAUUAGUGAGACGGAUGGUGUGGAGCAGCUCCUGGCUACUUCCUCCCCUGAAACUGGGGAUCUUGAAUGGCCACAACCACCGAUUUUUUCUCGGAAGUCUUACAGUGAAGCGUACCGACAGUCUUCUGCGAUCUAUCUGCUCCGUGCGCAGUCAGAAUUUAUCAACCUGGACGACCCCAUCGCCAUAAAGCUUGUGGCUCGACUGAAAGACUUACUCAUUGACGUGGACCCCUCUUCUCCUGGCGCCCAUACGCUGGUGUGGCCAUAUUGGGUCGCUGCGUGCGAGGCUCUCCUCGAAGAACAUAGGUUGUUCUUCUAUCAACGAUUGCUGCACAUCUGGGAAACUACUCGAUAUAGAAAUGUGAAAAUCGCAAUCGAUGCUCUCGAGAGUAUAUGGGAACGAAGAGGCGAAGUCAGAUGGACAGCCAUGCUCCCAGACAUUGCGAUGGUGAUCAUGUGAAUAGCUGGGGUUGGAGGAGGAUUUUUCAUGACUACCGAUCGACUGUUGAAGUUUGCGUUUUCAAAGUUCCUCUCAUUCUUGAUUUAAAUCAGGACGGUUCAUACUCGCUAAGAAGCAAAUACCAUAUUUGACAUGUACAGCACAGCGACACGUGACGGCUGACGCCUUUUCAAUACCAAAACAUGAUGUGCU